Molecule: messenger RNA, 2778 nt
Organism: Rhincodon typus (whale shark)
Lineage: Eukaryota; Metazoa; Chordata; Chondrichthyes; Orectolobiformes; Rhincodontidae
Gene: sf3b2
Product: splicing factor 3b, subunit 2
Exons: 22
Coding region: 45-2696 (883 amino acids)
Biological process (GO): mRNA splicing, via spliceosome
Cellular component (GO): U2 snRNP; precatalytic spliceosome; nucleus
Source: RefSeq, a predicted model, not a curated record
GAGAAGCGGGAGGAGUAGUAGGCGGUGAUAUUGCUGGGACCGAGAUGGCGGACGCUCCUCCUGGUGUCGAAGUGCCGGAUCUAGGCAGUUGGAGCAUCCCGGAGCUGCAGGCCAAGCUCAACGAGAUCGGCUUCCCGACCCAAGGUGUACGAGAGGAACUUAUUGAGCGCCUACAGAACUACAGCUUACAGAAUGGUGUGGUCCUGACUCGACCUCACCGGGGUGACGACAUGGACAAGGGGCACCCAAUGCCACCCCUGCCAGGGCAGGUGCCCGGAAUGCAGUUGCCCCCUCGCACAAUGGGGCUGAAUCGCAUGCCUGGAAUGCAGAUGGCUUUCCCCAUGGGAGUUGUCCCAGCUGGAAUGGGUCCCCGCCUCCACAUGCCCUCGGUUGACCCAUCUACUCUGUCCGAGGACGAGCGUCUCAAACUCGCACAGCAGCAGGCAGCCAUCCUGAUCCAACAGGAGGAGCAGGCUAAGCAGGGCGGUGAGCGGACACUGGAUGAACAGAUGAAAGACCAGGAGCUGCUCGAGCAGCAGAAACGGGCUGCUGCAUUACUGGAACAGGAGAGGCAGCAACAGGAAAUGGUUCAAAUGCAGCAAGGACCCCCUGGCACAAGACCGAUGGAGAUUGGGCCACGACCAGCCUUAGGUGCUAGAGUUACUGCUGUUCCCAUGCCCCUGACUGCAGUACGGCCUGUCUCUGUAGCUGCUUCGUUAUCUGCACCCACCCUGGGACCACGCAUUCGAGGACCUCCCCCACCGCCCGGCGAAGAGAACAGAGAGAAUGACGAUGGAGGUCCUGGUCCGAGAAUUCCCCAAGUCCUGGAGAAGAUCCUGCAGCUCAAGGAGCAACGUCAGGUGGAGCUCACAGCUUCAACAGAAGCUUCAGACGAUGGCGAGGCAACAGUUGGAGCCACUUUGACACCGGCUGAUACUGAAGAGGAUGAGAUUGUGUCCUCACUGUCGAAGAAAGAGAGAAAUCGUAAACGUCGGAACAGAAAGAAGAAGAAGAAAUCAAACCGAAGCGAGGUGAAUGGAGUUCAGAAGAAAGAGGAGAAGCCACCAACAGUGACAGACACAGAAUCGGAAGUGGAGGUGGAGUAUGUGACUGCAGAGCCAGAAAUCUUUGACACAAACUUCAUCUACUUCAAAAGGAUCUUCGAGACAUUCAGGCUGACGGACGAUGUGAAGAAAGACAAAGACAAAGAGCCAGACAAAGCGGACAAGCUGGAGUCAGCAGUUCUGCUGAAGAAGAAGGGCUUUGAGGCAGAGCAGAAAGGGAGCAGUGAUGAAGAUGAGGAUGUUGACAGUGAUGAGGAUGUGGAAAAACGGGAUGAUCUCCCAAAGUUAUCGAAGAAGAAAUUACGGAGAUUGAAUCGUUUGAGUGUGGCUGAACUGAAACAGCUGGUGGCACGCCCCGAUGUGGUGGAGAUGCACGAUGUGACAGCCCAUGACCCGAAGCUGCUGGUUCAUCUGAAGGCCACUCGCAACUCUGUGCCCGUGCCCCGCCACUGGUGCUUCAAACGCAAGUACCUGCAGGGCAAGAGGGGCAUCGAGAAGCCCCCCUUCGAGCUGCCCGAGUUCAUCCGACGCACCGGGAUCCAGGAGAUGCGGGAGGCGCUGCAGGAGAAGGAGGAGCAGAAAACCAUGAAGACCAAAAUGAGGGAGAAAGUGCGCCCAAAAAUGGGGAAGAUAGAUAUCGACUACCAGAAGCUUCACGAUGCUUUCUUCAAGUGGCAAACCAAACCCAAGCUGACCAUCCAUGGUGACCUGUACUAUGAGGGUAAAGAGUUUGAGACCCGGCUGAAGGAGAAGAAACCUGGAGAUUUAUCUGAUGAGCUCAGACUGGCUCUGGGAAUGCCUGUUGGAGCGAACGCACACAAGGUCCCUCCACCGUGGCUGAUUGCCAUGCAGAGAUACGGUCCUCCUCCAUCCUAUCCCAAUCUCAAAAUCCCCGGCCUCAACUCUCCUAUCCCAGAGAGCUGCUCCUUUGGUUACCAUGCUGGAGGAUGGGGAAAGCCACCUGUCGAUGAAACUGGUAAACCACUGUACGGCGAUGUGUUUGGAACCAAUGCGCUGGAAUUUCAGGCGAAGACUGAGGAAGAGGAGUUGGAUCGGACUCCCUGGGGUGAGCUCGAACCUUCCGAUGAGGAAUCCUCGGAGGAAGAGGAGGAGGAGGAUGAGAGUGAUGAAGAUAAACCAGACGACACCGGCUUCAUCACCCCAGCUGACAGUGGGCUGAUUACCCCAGGGGGUUUUUCCUCUGUCCCGGCCGGAAUGGAGACCCCUGAACUCAUUGAAUUGCGGAAGAAGAAGAUCGAGGAAGCCAUGGAUGGCGGCGACACCCCUCAGCUGUACAUCCCGGUGCCAGAGAAACGGACAGCGACAAUCGGGGGAGCCAUGAUGGGCUCGACACACAUCUAUGACAUGUCGGCGGUGAUCAGCCGUAAGGGCCCGGCCCCUGAGACCCAGGGGAUCGAGGUGGCUCUGGCACCAGAGGAGUUGGAGCUCGACCCAAUGGCCAUGACCCAGAAAUACGAGGAGCGGGUCCGUGAGCAGCAGGCCCAGGUUGAGAAGGAGGAUUUCAGCGACAUGGUGGCUGAACAUGCUGCCAAACAGAAGCAAAAGAAGAGGAAAGCCCAGCCCGCUGACAGCAACCGAGGAACUAAGAAAUACAAGGAGUUCAAAUUCUAACUUUACCCAACCACAGCCUUCACCUGUUCUCUCUGCUUCCCCACUUCGUUGUAUUAAAGUUGUGAUUUUUUUUUUAAACAGU